UGUGCAAUUAGUAAAGAAUUUAGCAGUACUUAUUUAUUUUUGUCUGCUGUUGUGAUUUUAUUCCAAUUUUUGUAUGCUGAUGCACUCUCGGUGCAUCGUCGAAGGGGCAGGAGAUGCAAAGUGCAUGUUGGCGGAGUAUCAAGGUCUUUUAGGGGUACGAGAUCGGAUCUGGUAUAUAAAACGACGAGUUUCACUUAUUCUGCGAUCACUCCUAUUCUUCUCUCCUUCCAUCAAAGUUUCAACAUGUUCGUUGUUCAAACUCUCAUAUCAUUGGCAUAUUUUGCUGUAUUGACAAGAUGUCAAUAUCAACGGGAACACCAACAAGCAGCGAUUUUAAGCGAUGCGAGAUAUUUAUCAGGUGACGGGACAUUUGGUGCAGCCUACACCCAAGAAGAUGGUGUUGAAUUUAAAGAAGAAAGUGACGUUAACGGUGACCGUCGGGGAUCCUAUUCUUACGUCGACCCAACUGGACAAAGGCGUACAGUAACUUACACAGCUGGAAAGAAUGGUUUUCAGGCAAGUGGCGAUCAUAUUCCUGUUCCACCAGCACAAAUACCACCGCAACCUGAGUACGUGCCAUUACCAGAGUAUAAUCCUCCUGACUAUAAACCACCAGCAGCACAAGUACCAGCUUAUAGGACUCCUCCAUCUCCCCCACCACCAGUUUAUAGGCCAGCUCCUCCAACCAGCCAGUAUCAAACACGAGCUGAACCGGAAUACGACCCACGAGCCGUCUAUCAAGCCCACCAACCCCAACCCCAAUAUCAAUAUCGUCCACAGACACGAUACACAUCACCGGAAAUCCAAUCUAUACCCUCGUUUAACCCCCGACCACAGUAUCAACCUACCCCAGGAGCACCUAUUCAAAGAUACAACGAUAUUACAACCCCACCAUCAGCCAAUAGAUUCUAUCCGCCCGGUAAACUUAGUUUCAACAGGACACCCGAUGGAUUUUCUUACACAUUUAGCAAAAGUUAGAAAAGAGAACAAACCUAAUUCUAAUUAAAAAUUACUAACAAUAAGUCUAAAUACUUGAAUAGUUUUAUUAUGCACAAAUGUAUCGUAGAGAGAGUCAGUCGAGUGCAACAACAACAACAACGACCUUGAUACAUGAUCUUAAACUGAUUAAGAAAAAUCUACUUUAUUACCGAGAAUAUUAUAUAAUCUACUUAUUUUAUUCAUACGCGGAUUUUUUUUUCGAAAUCUUCAGAGACCACGCCCCGUAUUUCCUAGGAUUACCAUUCUCUCUCUCUCUCUCUCUCUCUCUCAUCAGGUCAAACUCACUUUCAUCCUGUAACCUUUUACCAAGAUUUCGUAAUGAACUACUUACACUCCUGGGAACUUUGUGAUCCUAACGCGUUUAUGUUCAUCUACAAAUACAUUGCUACAGUGCACGAUGUAUCACGAUGCUUGUCCAACAUUCCUAAUCCAAAUGUUAUUCGAAUAAAUCACAUGGUACUUUGUACAAAAAUGUAAUAUUAUGUAAUUUCCUUUAGAUUGAAUGUAUCUAAUGAAAAUAAUAAUGAAAUUGAAAAAGAGAUGAAACUUGGAAUGUUAUUAAAAUACCAAAGAAUUCUAUUAAGACAUCUAAAUUUUCAACCUGACGAAUGAUAAACGUUUUUAAUCUUGUUUCAAUAUCUAAUAUCAUUUUUAUCUCGAUCUAAAAUAAUAGAUCAAGUAAAGGACACAUGUGAGACACCGUUAGAAACUAGCGGAAGGAAAGUGAGAAAUCAUUUGUUGACUCAUGAAUACUAAUCAGGGUCACGUUUAACAUAUAAUGCGUUAAGUGCAAAUCUCGGAAUAACAUGAAACUUUCUUAUGGGGGGG
This is a messenger RNA of Polistes canadensis, 1827 nucleotides long. RefSeq names its product extensin (gene Cpr100A). The coding region runs from base 244 to 978 and encodes 244 amino acids. The transcript is spliced from 3 exons. The record is from RefSeq and is a predicted model, not a curated record. NCBI's taxonomy places the organism in Eukaryota, Metazoa, Arthropoda, Insecta, Hymenoptera, Vespidae. Gene Ontology annotation, molecular function: structural constituent of chitin-based larval cuticle. Gene Ontology annotation, cellular component: chitin-based extracellular matrix.